UCGUCUCUCCAUUGCUCCGCGGCACGUCAGCGCGCGAAGACGACGAGUGCCGCGUAUCACGUGACCGAACGUCGCGCGUCCGUGCGUCCGCAGCGCACCCAGUGAUGACAGCGAAAAACAAACGGGCAUCGGAACCGAGACGCGCGAACAAACCCCUGAUGGAGAAACGGCGACGGGCCAGGAUCAACCAGAGCCUUGCGGCUUUGAAGACGCUCAUCUUGGAUUCGGCCAAGGCGGACAACACGAAACAUUCCAAACUCGAGAAGGCGGACAUCCUCGAGCUGACCGUGAGACACUUCCAGCGUCACAGGAGUCUCGACGCCGCCGGCGUCAACCGCUACAAAGCCGGUUACGCGGACUGCGUGAGGGAAGUGCAAAGGUACCUGGAGACGCCCGACGCCCAGACGAUGACCGUCGUCGACGCCGGCGUGCGUCAGAGGCUGCUGCGUCACCUGGACAACUGCGUGUCCGAGGUGGACGUCGACUUGAGACAGGCGGCGGCCGUGCCGCCGCCCCCCGACGAACGCCUCCAGCCGCCCGAUUCUAGCACGCUCGAGGUGAACAACAACCACGAGGAGGAGGAGGUUCAGCCGCCGCCGAAGGCGGCCAAGAGCUACGACGCCAAUUUCGUGCUGUUGCUGCCCGAGCACUACGUGCAGCUGGCGAACGCGCUGGGCGUGAACCUGAGGCAGCAGAACGAACCGCCGCCGGCGGCGGCGGCGGCCGGACCGUCGGCCGAUAAAAGUUUCGAGGACGUGGGGAAAUGCCCGGCCACGGAGAGGCCGCUCGACUACAGCAAAAACAACGACUCGAACGACAGCAUGUGGAGGCCGUGGUAGAGGACUUCGGAGCCGCCUCGUAGUCGACUUAGGGCGCGAGCACACGUAGCGGUUCGUCGCGUCCCAGUCGGGGUGAUAUUUUCUAGUCGCCGUAGCGUUGUAAAUACUGUACAUACAAAAGUGGAGCCGCGACGCUGUUAUUUCGUUGUGGACCGCGUUCCGUUUCACCGUUGUUUCUAUACUUUUCAUGUUGAACUCUGUCGGCUCGAGAAUAAAGGUAUCUCAACACUGCACCGGGUCUGGUUUCAUUGUUACGUCACAAAAUAUGAAUUUCGGGGGAAUUCUCCCAGAAAUAGUUAAUUGUUUAUAGACCAUUACUUUAUUAACAAUAUACGGGGUUAUUCGCGGUGAGUUUCCUAUAUGGUCCGUAAUACGACCAAAAAUAUAGUGCGUUUAUUGCUUAGACGUAAAUCUUGCCUGAGAUGGACCGUAACGAAUAUUUGUAGAAUCUUGUAUUUUCGUUUAUUUUAACAGCAGGUGAUUUGUAUUCGUUCUUAAGAGU
This is a messenger RNA of Cylas formicarius (sweet potato weevil), 1341 nucleotides long. Its product is annotated as transcription factor HES-4-like. The record is from RefSeq and is a predicted model, not a curated record. Gene Ontology annotation, molecular function: protein dimerization activity; RNA polymerase II cis-regulatory region sequence-specific DNA binding; DNA-binding transcription factor activity, RNA polymerase II-specific. The transcript has a single exon. Bases 105 to 839 code for a protein of 244 amino acids. Gene Ontology annotation, biological process: anterior/posterior pattern specification; regulation of transcription by RNA polymerase II; regulation of neurogenesis. NCBI's taxonomy places the organism in Eukaryota, Metazoa, Arthropoda, Insecta, Coleoptera, Brentidae. Gene Ontology annotation, cellular component: nucleus.